Messenger RNA from Gasterosteus aculeatus aculeatus (three-spined stickleback), 2263 nucleotides. The record is from RefSeq and is a predicted model, not a curated record. NCBI's taxonomy places the organism in Eukaryota, Metazoa, Chordata, Actinopteri, Perciformes, Gasterosteidae.
GCAGCGCUCUUCGCGUCGCGGGCGCAGCGCAGCGUGGACUUGGAGACGUUUCGGCAGCGAUACGCAGGACGACGCGACAGACGCCAAAGCCUCAUUUACAAGGACGCGGCUCUUUGUUUUUUUUUUAACGCUGAACUUUACUGGCUUUCAACUUCUCAUAUGUAACGUUGAAGCAGUUACUUCGCAGCCUCCUUAAACCUUUUUUUUCUCCUUCCAUCUUCCUCCUUUCGGCAAACGAAACUCGGAACUCUCCUUCGCGACGGCGGCAGUGCGUGCCCCCCCCUUGUCCUUAUCUUUAGGUCACUGUGACUAUUGAGAAAUAGAAAAUAUGUAAAGAGCUUCAGGAGGAAAAACAACUACAGAGCAACAGCUUUUUUUUUUUUUUUUUUUUUUUUAAAGAUCCCCCCAAAACGAGAGGAUGAUCCCACCGGCCAACAUGAUCCAGGACGAAAGAGGGAGCAAAGAGGACGACCAGGACAAGAAUGAGACCCCCGAAUCCCCUUCAGCGAACCCCAGCCAGCAGGAAACCAAGAACACUGUGAGGCCUGCCCAUCACAAGCGCAAGCUGCAGAGACUCAAGCGCUCCUUGUCCUUCAAGACCAAGAGCGUCCGCAGCAAGAGCGCCGACAACUUCUUCCGAACGAGCGGCGACAACAAGGCGGAGCUGCUCUCAGAUGUGAGCAGCAGCACGGGACAUCUGUGCAAUAUCGGCAUGGCCCCGCCGCACACCACCCACCACCCCAUCCCCCCGGUGCCCCCAGCCAUCCCCUCCGCGCCUCCGCCCACGUCGCGCUCCCAGUCGCGCAACCCGCUGCAGGUGGACUCGGCGGGACACUGCUUCAUGGAGCACAUCUUCAAGAAGCCGACGUUCUGCGACGUCUGCAACCACAUGAUCGUAGGCACAACAGCCAAGCACGUGGUGUUCCUGGCCGGAAACACGGCGAAGCACGGCCUCCGCUGCAAAGCCUGCAAGAUGAGCCUUCAUCACAAAUGUGAGAAUGGAGUGGGACAGCAGCGCUGCAUGGGCAAGCUGCCAAAAGGCUUUCGACGGUACUACAGCUCCCCGUUACUGAUCCAGGAACAGUACGGCUGCAUCAAAGAAGUCAUGCCCAUCGCCUGUGGCAACAAGGUGGACCCGGUGUACGAGGCCUUGAGGUUUGGGACGUCGUUGGCACAGAAGGCCAAGAGGGCCAGUGGAUCCGAUUCUCCACACAGAAACUCGACCAGUGACUUGGACAACGUCCCAGAAGAAGUGGUGGCUCACAGCAGUAGGCAGGAGUUGUCAAGAAAACACAGCGAUGACGUUUUCACAGUCAUUGAGAACGGGACAGAUUAUUACCUCCAGCCGGAGAGAAAACCUGACGACAUGCUGUUGGAGCAGAGCCAACUACCGAAGGACGUCCUCAAACUCAACACCUACGUGGCCUUGUUCAGCUUCACCCCCCAAGACAGCCACGACCUGGACAUGAGAGCGGGAGACAGAAUCUUGGUGGCUGAUGACUCCAACGAUGACUGGUGGAAGGGGGUAAUUGAGGACAGGAUCGGUUUCUUCCCAGCAGCCUUUGCUCAUCAGGUGCGGAUCGAGGACCAGGUGUUCAGGUGUAACAGGACGUUCAUUGGCUGUAAAGAACAAGGCCAGAUCACCCUGAAGGAGGGACAGAUCUGUGUGAGCAGUGAGGGCGAACACAGCGGCUUCAUCCGGGUGGCGAGUGGAAAGAAGAGAGGCUUCGUGCCCUGUGAUGUUCUGGAAAUCCUCUGAGAGAAACAGACAGAUGAAGUGUGAAAGAGAGCGACAGAAGGUCAUCUGGAGGUCAGAGGAGGAUGGGCUUGAUUCUGCAACAUGGCUACAAGAAACCAGUGGGAACCUUCGCCUCUUCAGAAAUUUGAAGUUGGAUGUGAAAAAAUAGACUGUCAGCACCUUCCUCACUGCCUGUCGGCACACACACAGACCGACAUGAGAUUUCACUGGAUUUCAUUUAAUUUAUAGAGCCAACGUGUUUGUUUAUUUUCCGUUUAGCUUUAAUCCGCUACAAGCUGUUUAUUUCUUUUAAAGGGAACUGCUGUCUGCCCGUUUAAGCCAAAGAAAAGGAAACAAGCACUUACAAUGAUACACAGUACAAUGAUUCAUUUUUAAGGCUUCAGCACAAACAAUGUCAUUCCUCUUAGAAAUAGUUUCGUUUUUUGUGCUUUUACAUUAUGUUGAUUCCUUUAGACCAAAAUGUGUGGUUAUUGUGGAUGACAAAAUCCUUUAACGUCAGAAGAG